CUAAAUUUGUUUAGUGUUUUUAAUUAUUAGAAAGAGACAUUGUAAUUCACUUAAGAGCAGUAAAACUUAUUAAACUGUAUAGCAUUAUAGGUUGUUCAGUGGAAGUAAUUUCAAAACGUUUCCUAGCAUUUGGCUAGAAAAGUCAUUUUUAUAAUAUCUUUACAGUAGUAUAUUUAAGUAGCUAUCUGAAGUUUGUUACUAUAACAUGAUAUCUUGAUUGAAUACUAUGGCCUGUUUUUAUAUAUUUGAGGCAAAUGUUAAUAUGAUUUUACUGAAAUCUUGUUACUAUAUUGCCUUCCUGAUAAUUAAGUUAAUUGCUCAGAAAUUAUGACUUCUAAUUAUAGUGCAAUUUUCAGUUUGACUCAUAGGAAGAUAAAUUGGACAUUAUUUUCAUUUGAAUCAAGAGACCAAAGGUAGAGAAUUAAAAGGUGCCUUGUUUACUGAUUUGAAAAUAUGCUUUGAAAGUCUUUGAAAUUCAUUUCCUACCAGUUCCCUUCUCUGAUUCUCGUUUUAGGCUCAUUUUCCUUUCAUGAAUACUAAGUUGGAAUUCUGAAAGGUAUUUUAAUUGUGAAAACACAAGUAAAUUGAAGAUGAUUAUAAAACAUAUUCAAAUAGUUCACAUUUUACUUCAUUUUGAUAGACUUCUUAUAUAUUCUACACUUAUAUACUCUGACAUCACUAAUUUUCAACAAUUUUAUAAUGUUUCCUGGGCCUGCUUAUUUAUGGCUUGGUCUUUCAGUCUGUAAUGUCAUUAAGUGAGUUUCCUGAUUAGAUUUUUAAGAUCUGUUUAAUUGCCUGCAUUCUUCCUUCCCUGAUUUCCUAAUUUCCUCCUGAUUCCACUUUCCACAGUGUGGUUCAUAACUCUUAGAGUUCCUGUCAUGCUUUAAAAAAGCUAUAUAGUUAUUUUAAGUGAAUUAUACGGUGCAUUAGCAAAUGACAGGGCUGAUAGUUAUCUUUUGUUAGAUAGUGUUUUCAUAUCACUAGGUUCAGAGUCUACUUUUUGAAUUAUCAACUAGGGUUAAAGUAGGCUGAACUAAGGAUCUGGUUGUUGCAAAAGUCCGUCUGAUGUUUUAGACAGUUUGUGCCUUUGCAGGAUCUUGGUUCUUUACACAGGAAGCCAAAUGGCCCCUUAACUUUUGGCAUUGCUUGGUAAACGGUAGGCAGUCAAUAAACACGUGGAUAAACAUGUUUCCAUCCUGAACAUUUUUAGUAAGAUCAUUGGAAAAGUCAGUUUUUAUUAAAAAAUGUUUAACCUUGAUCAGUAUUCCAAUACAAAGAAUCUCCAGAAAUAACUUAAGAUGGUUAAACUGCAGAAUGGAAGUUGUAAAGACACCUGUUACAAAGAUUUCUUGUCAGUUUUUAUGUUUGCAUCUGCAAAAUCUGCAAAGCUUGAGUUGUUAGCUAAGAUCUGAAAUAGAUCUCCCAUAUGUGAUCAUUGUAUUUGUUGUUUGAUAAAGUGGGGCUCUGAACACAGAAUUCUUGCAGACUUUGUCAGCUCAUAACUUGAAAAGUAGAGGUAAGGAUGUUAUAUGUUAGUAAUAAUUUGCACUGCAGAUUUCCUUGAGUCCAUACCUGGUUUUAAAUUAUUGUUACCAUGGUCAGACAAAUAGUACUUUGACAUAAAAGAAUUUUUUUUUUUUUUUAAAAAAGCCUGGCACAUCCUUGAUGUUUGUUAUUUUUUUGUUUUUAAUCCAAGUAGUACCCAUCUUCCUUAGUCCUAGCUGUAGUAUGAAUAAUAUUUCAUGUAUAGUCUGGCCUAACCUUGGGGUUUACACCAUAGUUAUUGAAGAUAACAUAUUUUUCCUUUACCCACAUGGAUGAGUAAUUCUUGGGGAUUUAUUGAACAAGAGGCUAGAUGUGGAAAGAAGAAAAUUUUUCAGUGUUAGAAACAGAUAUUUAGAAGAUUAUCAUAAAUUCUUAGAAAGUCUUAGAAAGAGGUACCUGAUUCACAUAUCUGUAGUUAAUAUUGAGUGGUGCAUUCAGAUUUUUACUUUUGUCUAUAUUAUUUCCUGUGUUCUGUAGAUAAUACAGGAAAUCAUUUUCUCUUCUGUAACUUUUAAGGAUUCCUUCUGGCUUUCUCCUCCUCUUUGUAUUAAAGGAAAUCUGGUUAAUCUCUCAUAUGUUCACUUCCCUUAUAACUUUUUACAAUGAAGAUUUCUUUUUCCUUGUCUCUCCCUCUCCUCUGUGGCCUUGAACCAAGGUUUCUUCCAAAUCCCUUCCCCUCAGAGUCACUCAGGCUUGUGCUUGAAUCCUGAGUUGUUAAUUCUACCUGUGUUAACUUUCUUUUGAGUUUGUUUUCUCAUCUUCUGAUGGACAAAGUUGUACCUGUCAUGGGGUGGUGUGUUAUUUUCCUAGGGCCGCCGUAACACAUUACCACAUGUCGGCUUAAAACACCACGUUUAUUUUCUCAAAAUUAUGGAGGCCAGAAGUCUGAAAUUAAGGUGUGAGCAGGACAGUCCCUCUGGAGGCUCUGGAGAAAAUCCUCCUUGCGAUUUCCAGCUUCAGCCAACACAUAUCUCUUUAUGGUACAAGCUCGAGGUAUAAUGUUGAGAGAAAAUGUGAAAACAAUAGGUCAUAUGAUCAGGCUGUACACAAAUAAAAACAGUACGCUCAACGGUACAGAUUAUCCUGAAGGCAAUAAUUCAAGUGAUUAUCUUGUUCAAACAACAACGUAUCUUCCGGAAAACUUCACAUACUCACCAUACCUCCCCUGUCCAGAAAAACUGCCUUAUAUGCGAGGAUUCCUCAGUGUCAAUGUAAGCGAAGUCAGUUUUGAUGAAAUUCAUCAACUCUUCUCCAAGGAUUUAGAUAUUGAGCCAGGGGGUCAUUGGAGGCCAAAAGACUGUAAACCCAGAUGGAAGGUGGCAGUUCUUAUUCCCUUCCGUAAUCGCCAUGAACAUCUUCCAAUCUUUUUCUUACAUUUGAUUCCAAUGCUCCAGAAGCAGCGGCUGGAAUUUGCCUUUUAUGUCAUUGAACAGACUGGCACACAACCUUUUAACCGUGCAAUGCUCUUCAAUGUGGGCUUCAAAGAGGCCAUGAAAGACAGUGUCUGGGACUGUGUAAUCUUCCACGAUGUGGAUCAUCUACCUGAAAACGACCGAAACUAUUAUGGAUGUGGAGAAAUGCCACGUCAUUUUGCUGCAAAGCUGGAUAAAUACAUGUAUAUUCUUCCAUAUAAAGAAUUUUUUGGUGGUGUAAGUGGGCUGACAGUGGAACAAUUUAGAAAGAUCAAUGGUUUUCCUAAUGCCUUCUGGGGAUGGGGAGGAGAAGAUGAUGACCUUUGGAACAGAGUUCACUAUGCUGGAUAUAAUGUAACCAGACCAGAGGGAGACUUAGGAAAAUACAAGUCAAUUCCUCAUCACCAUAGAGGUGAAGUCCAGUUUUUAGGACGGUAUAAAUUACUAAGGUAUUCCAAGGAGCGUCAGUACAUCGAUGGGUUGAACAAUUUAAUAUAUAGGCCAAAAAUACUGGUUGAUAGGUUGUAUACAAACAUAUCUGUAAACCUCAUGCCAGAGUUAGCUCCAAUCGAAGACUAUUAAAAGAAAUGGCUGUCGUGGCAAGAUAGACCACAAUGCUGGAUCAUAAACUUGGAGCGCACUCUUAGUGGAGGUCAGCGAUUGGCUGUGUCACAGUGCCCUUUUCCUUGAGAAGAGCCAGCAGUCCUCAAUGUUUACAGAGUGGGACUAUAUACAGUCACCCUUCUCUCACCCGUUCUCCCUGCUCUGAGACACACCCCUAUGGCGAACAUCGCAGAAACUGGAAGCCACUACUUAAGGUUGGAAGUUAAGAGAGCUCCCUAUGAAGAGAAAAAUUUUUAUACUAAAAUCUAUAAUUUAAUUCAAGAGAAUGCUUUUAUUUCCGUUUAAACAUAUUUUGUAUAUAUGUGAUAUAAAUUAAUGUGUGCAAAUUGUUGAAAAAUUAGAUGUGUUGCAGUUUUGCAUGUAAUCGGUUAUACCUUUAUUGGACUUUUAUAGACAUUUUUUAUUUGCAUGAAAAAAAAACUCACUAAAUUUAUGUCACUAAACAAAGGUUAACCCUUGUGUGAAAUGAAGGAACUGUCAAUAAUUGACAGCCAACUAAUACAGUAAACUGUUAUACUAGUUUUGAGCUUUAGACCUCAGCCUUUUGUGUGGAAGAAGUCACAGCUUUCUUAGGCUUUAAAGGGAAAGAAGAAAGGACUUAAACAGCUUUUCUUCCUACCGGGAUUACCUAUGUUUUUCCUUGCUUGCAAUUUCAUCUGAUUUUGCUAGAAAUCACAACCAUAUUGUUUAUGCAUAUUGCAUGAGUAUUACCAAGAAAAUCUUAAAAGUUGUGGUGUGACAUGAUAUAAAGGACCUCUUUAUGUUAAAUGUCUUUCAUGUAUCUCUGGUGUGUCAGGGAUUUUGUGCCUCAAAAAAUGUUUCCAAGGUUGUGUGUUUAUACUCUGUAUUUUUUUUUAAUUCACAGUGAACAGCACUUUUAUUAUUUCCAGUUCAGAAGAGCCAAAAAAAAGUAUCUUCAUUUAAAAAGAAAUCAAGUCAGUUUUUUUAAAAGAAUGAUCUAUGGAAGAAAACCCAAUAGUGCUUAUAAUAUACAAAUGAAUUAUACUAUUAGAUAAGAAUUAAAUAUUCUAUUUUUAUGAAGAUAAAUACUUAGUAGAUAAAAACAAAUUUUAAGUUUAGUUCUCAGACAGAAUUUCACUUUUGGAGGGGACCCUUGAAUGUUAGUUUCAUUCAAAUUAUAUUUUGUUUUUUUCACUUUUAAGAGAUUAUAUCUCUGGUAUUAAUUACUAAAAUUUUCUUUCUGAAAGUAUAAUUUAAUAGAAUUAUCUUAAAAUACAUGAUCAGUUAUUCAGUGUGCUGAUACUAUUAUGUCUUCUAUUUGUAGUAUCUAAAAAGUAUAAUUUAAUAGAAUUAUCUUAAAAUACAUGAUGAGUUAUUCAGUGCACUGAUGCUAUAAUGUCUUCUAUAUGUAGUAUCUUAUAUGUUUGCAUGACUGUCAGGGCUUUGUCCAGUUAUCUUCAUAUGACUGUUCUCUGAAAAAAGGUCUUACUACCUGAUAUCAAGUACAUAUCUUAAUUUUGGAUGAACUUUUCCACAGUAAAGCCAAACGGUAUUUUUUUUUUUAAUUAGCAAUUGUAAAGAUUCUUUAAAAUAUCUUGAUAUUUUCACAGAUUUUAAACAAAAAAUUAAAUAUCUAUAAAAUGAAUCUUCAACAACAAUGAUGAACAAUAAAAAUCUAUAUAUGAGAGACGUUUGGAUAAUAUUUGUUUGCCUCAAGGAUUGUUUACCUAAAACAGAACUAUGGUAUUUAUCUCAGAUUGUAAGUUUUAUUUUAAAGUGUCAUUUUUAUGGCAAUAUUGAUAACACAAAUGACCACAAACUAAAUCAUAAAAUAAUUGAAUUCUUACACUUUGAGAAAAUGGAUAGUUAUAAUACCAAACAAAAUAUUUUCAUAUCUCUUAGAGCUAUUUCCAAAAUAUUUAUAUUUCAGGUUUUUUUGUGGUAGUCAAAAUAAUGAAAAAUCAAACCUUCUGAAAAUUACGAUAUUUGUACUUAAUUUGUGUAUCAGUUCAUUUUCUGUUUCUAUUACAUAGUUUUUAAAGUCAAUGAAAGAUUGAGAAUGUUAACAUUUGUUGAUCAAUGUGGAGCUGUCCACAUUCGGUAUCUUUUCAUUUUUAUAUAUAUUUUACAGUUUCAAGAAAACUUAGUACUACUAGUAUCUGCCUUAUUUUCUUAAGUCUGACGUUAAUUUUUGUUUCAGGAGUGAGAUAUAAACACUUUUCUUUUUUUCCGUUUUGAAUAUGGUUUUUCAUCUCGUGAAAACCACCUAAUUAGUUUGCUUUUUGUUUGUUUGGUUUGCUUUUUUAGUGUAGACCUAAAAUUACUUCUGCCUAUAAACGGUGACCUUAAUAUGUUUCUGUAAGUGACAGAACUGUGCCCAUUUAUCUUCAUUAUAUGACAAUAAAUUAUUACAUAAAGAUUAACAAAUAUAUUGCAAAUGCAAAUUAUCUUCUUUAUAGUAUGUUUGGAGGAUUUAUUAAUGAGCAUAUAUUGAUUGCCUAUUCCAUAUCCAGUGCGAUGCUAGGUAUGUCUAUGGAAAGAGUAUUAUUACUUCAUUUCUAAACAAAUGAAGUCAAGCAAAUUGAGAUCUUUCUGAAAUUGUGAAGACAUCCUCUGAUAACUUAUCUGUUGUAUUUCCUAGUGUCAAAGUCAAGAAACCCGUAUAUGUGGACUUAGGGCUACUAGGAGGUCCCUGUGGCACUAACUGGGAAAAUUACAUGGUGCUUUUCAACUACAGAAAGAAGUAAUGACUAAUGGGCCUGUCUGUAGAGAAGAAAAGGAAAAGAGUACACAUUUGCUGUAACAUGAUAUCUAAUUCACAGUGGAGAUAGUUAAUUUUUUGCCAAAACUAGGGUUUUAUGAGUAUUUUUUAAAUCUACAUUUAAGUUUUUGUUCUUGUGAAAAGGUAUUCAGUAACAAAACUUUAUAAUAUUAAGUAGAUACAGUUAUGUAUUAAAAACUUCCUUAUAUACCCUUUUGCCAGCCAAGAUACUGAUACCUGUUUUAAAACAAAGUGGAAAAAUGUCCAAUACAAUAUUCUCUUUCUGGAGGCUUCCUACAAGUGAAAGCAGAUUUUGUCAUUUUAUUUGGCCUUUGCUUGUCUUUGAUAUAUUUCUUUAUGUGUUUUUCAAAUAAAUACUAUUCUCGAUUUAUUGUCUUGGAUUUGCAAGUAUGCCAGUUGAGAGAACUAAAAUGGUCGUAGUACUGUUUAUCAGAAAGAGGAAGUGUACUUAAGAUUAUUUUAUUUAUUUAGAUGAAAGGCUUCUACAUAAAUGCACUGAAAUACAUGCUAGUAAUUUCUUGUAUCCCACUUUUCUUCUUUUUUUGCUUCUCAUGGAAAUGUUUGUACUUUUUUAUCAUUGUCUUUUAUGAAAUAUAAUGUUCUAAAGACUU
Messenger RNA from Cercocebus atys (sooty mangabey), 6935 nucleotides. It is a transcript of the gene B4GALT6, whose product is annotated as UDP-Gal:betaGlcNAc beta 1,4- galactosyltransferase, polypeptide 6. Gene Ontology annotation, molecular function: UDP-galactose:glucosylceramide beta-1,4-galactosyltransferase activity. Bases 2523 to 3539 code for a protein of 338 amino acids. NCBI's taxonomy places the organism in Eukaryota, Metazoa, Chordata, Mammalia, Primates, Cercopithecidae. The transcript is spliced from 9 exons. The record is from RefSeq and is a predicted model, not a curated record. Gene Ontology annotation, biological process: glycosphingolipid biosynthetic process; carbohydrate metabolic process.